Molecule: messenger RNA, 1419 nt
Organism: Diospyros lotus (date-plum)
Lineage: Eukaryota; Viridiplantae; Streptophyta; Magnoliopsida; Ericales; Ebenaceae
Exons: 4
Coding region: 1-1419 (472 amino acids)
Biological process (GO): termination of RNA polymerase II transcription
Cellular component (GO): cytoplasm; mRNA cleavage factor complex
Molecular function (GO): mRNA binding; RNA polymerase II complex binding
Source: RefSeq, a predicted model, not a curated record
AUGGAAAGCUAUACAAAGGGCAUCUCCCCUCCUCUCUCUGCAUUCCUUUGCUUUCGUUUUCUGCACGUCCAGUCUGCUCUGCGCUCUCCAGACAACAAGCUCUGUAUUGCUCGUUGUUUCUACGACUCUUUUCGAUGCGAACUGUCGGGGGCAAAGCGAAGUUCGUAUUCACCAGAGAAAACCCUUCGAAUCUCCGCCAGGCAAUUCGUUACAGGAAUAUUUUUCAGGUACGAUAUGAUCAUACGAAUGUGGGUUGAAGGAUCUGGAGAUCGGAACUUGUUCUAUUUCCUGUCUUGUUUUGUCGAUCGUAAUCGUAUGAUUGUUUGCAAUCUGAAUAUAAGCGGAGCUUCUUCAACCUUAGCGAUAUCAGGAAGAAAACCUGUCAAUGGAUGUGACAAUAAGCGUUUGAAGGUGGACAUAAAUGGCAUGUACCGUAAGGUUGUUGCAAAAGCAUGGCAAGAUACUGAAGAGGAAGAGUUUGAUUGGAGAGAAAUCAUUCCAAGUUCACAAUAUCACAGCCAGAGGAAUGGUCUAGUUUCAUCAUCCAGUACACCUCUUGUUGCAGAUUCAGUUCCAAAUAAUUUGGUUCCAGCUGCUGCUGCAGUUCCAGCCGUGGUUUCCAGCCCAUCUCUCACACCUCCCUAUACUCGUGGCACUAUCACAGCGAACAACUAUGCCAUGAUCGAUGCCCUUCCAAAUCCAAUUCCUCAAGUCCAUCCAUCUAUGUCUAUGAACAAUGCUCCAAGCAGUAUCAGCUCUAUGAAUUUGCCACCUUUACCGCCAGGGCCUCGUCCUGCUUUUUCACAAAGCAUGCCCAUGCCACACAAUCCAGUUCCCAUUUCCUUUAACGCUCAAGUUGGGGGUGCACUCUCUGCUUUUACUAGUUCUCGCAAUGGUGAACGCUUAAUCUCAUUUACAAAUCGAGCUCCUGUACAGGAUCCUGUGCCGCAGCUGCCGCUUGACUUCAAUCCUAAUUUUCUUAAGAUGCAUCAUGAGUCUGUACUAAAUGCUUUAUAUGCCGAUCUAUCAAGACAAUGCGGAAGGUGUGGUUUUCGUUACAAAUCCCAAGAAGAGCAUUACAAACAUAUAGAUUGGCACGAGAGGAAAACCCAGAUUUGCAAUAGCCGUAAGGGUAGCAGCAAGGAGAAGCCUUCUCGGCGAUGGUAUGUAAGCGCUGGCGUUUGGCUUGGUGGUGCAGGAGCACUGGGAACUGAGAGUGUGGUGAACACGAAGGAUGAUCAAGAAUUUGCUGUUCCUGCCGAUGAUAAUCAGACCACGUGCGCUCUCUGUGGAGAACGUUUUGAUGACUUUUUCAGUGAAGAGACUGACGAUUGGAUGUAUAAGGGGGCUGUGUACAUGAAUGGUCCCGGCGUGGAUGGGUCUCUGUUGGGUCCCUUAGUGCAUGCUAAAUGCAGGUAG